This is a messenger RNA of Trematomus bernacchii (emerald rockcod), 1569 nucleotides long. RefSeq lists its product as uncharacterized. Bases 106 to 1569 code for a protein of 487 amino acids. The transcript is spliced from 8 exons. The record is from RefSeq and is a predicted model, not a curated record. Lineage: Eukaryota; Metazoa; Chordata; Actinopteri; Perciformes; Nototheniidae.
GGAGUCGCCAGCAGUAGUUCACCGGUGGCCAUCUUGCCACAGUGACAACAUCUACUCCGGUACCCUCUACGUUAGCUGUUGUAAGAAGUACGCCUAUCAGUGAAGAUGCCUGACCAAUGUGCAGCCAACGGAUGCUCUAAUCGCCGUAGCUUGGAAACAAGAACCUGUGGGAUCACCUUUCACCUGUUUCCCAAAACUGGAGAGAGGAGGAUGCAGUGGGAACUCGCCCUAAGAAGGAACGGUUUUGUUGCCUCUGCCAGGACACUGCUCUGCAGUCAGCACUUCAGGAGUGAGGACUUUGACAGGACGGGGCAGACUGUCCGGCUUAAAGAUAGUGUUGUGCCAACAAUAUUCAACUUCCCAGCUCAUCUUCAAAGGCCGGAAGCAACAAGAAGCCCAACCACUUCUGGAAUAGCGGAAGAUGACCUGCCAAUGGACUUGUCUCCGGAUGCACCUCAGCCUCAUGUUAUGCAUAUUUCAAUCCAAGAGGGGAGGUCCUUGCCCGACUUACAGCGAUGCACGACAUGUUGCGAAGUCUUCCACUGCCCGCUCUGUGCCUCAGAUGUGUUCCAGCCAGCCAAACUGAGCAAGCUCAAAAUCCAUUUAGAGAACCACUUCAACCGUGCAGUUCUCCAUGAAGGGUAUACCAUUCACAGAUGUGCAUUAAAUUGCCGACCGGACUGGCAUUUCCACUGCUUCUACUGCCAAUCAAUGCUGAUGCGCAGAGCAGACUUCAUCAAACACCUGGCUUUGUGCAAGGCGAAGCACUCUGCCAUAACUCCCAUCAUCCCAGAUCCAUCGACCCCCAUCAUCCCAGAUCCAUCGACCCCCAUCAUCCCAGAUCCAUCGACCCCCAUCAUCCCAGAUCCAUCGACCCCCAUCAUCCCAGAUCCAUCGACCCCCAUCAUCCCAGAUCCAUCGACCCCCUUCAUCCCAGAGGGAAAUAUGCAAAGGGUCCGUGUAAAGCCUGUACUGAGGAAGAAAUGUCCCAUGUGCCAUGUUCUCCUACAUAAACCACAAUUGAAAAGGCACAUGGAAAGAAAGCACUCUGCCAAACAAAAGGACAUGACCUCAAGUUCACACCUACAGAGUGAAUGCAUAGAUCCUGCAAAUGGAGUCUAUGCUGUCCACAAAGUCUUCAAUGGAACAAGUACUCCUCUGCAUGUUCAGAAUAAAGUGUGGGGAGAAAACCAGUAUGUCUCUUGUGAAAACAAUGAGUGCCAGCCAGCCAAACUGAGCAAGGUCAAAGCCCAUUUAGAGAGCCACUUCAACCGUGCAGUUCUCCAUGAAGGGUAUACCAUUCACAGAUGUGCAUUAAAUUGCCGACCGGACUGGCAUUUCCACUGCUUCUACUGCCAAUCAAUGCUGAUGCGAAGAGCAGACUUCAUCAAACACCUGGCUUUGGGCAAGGCGAAGCACUCUGCCAUAACUCCCAUCAUCCCAGAUCCAUCGACCCCCAUCAUCCCAGAUCCAUCGACCCCCAUGCACAACUUUAACCACGGCCCCCAAAAGGCUCGUUCACAUCAAGCACGUCACUCGUGUACACGUUACAGCACCGCGCGUUCAUGA